CAUGCGUUCAUCUCCCUAAGCGUCACUUACCUACUGAUAUACGGAAGUAUUUAUAAAUAUUAUCGGAUUAGUUUUUCUGAAUUUACCAUAACAAUGUCAGAUGUAAAACAAGAAAUAGUACCUGCAACUGCAGACCCAAAGAACGUUCAAGACUUAACACAAUUUGUACAACAACUUUUACAGCAGAUGCAAGAUAGGUUCCAAAAUAUGUCUGACCAAAUCAUCACAAGAAUAGAUGACAUGGGGUCAAGAAUUGAUGAUUUGGAGAAGAACAUUGCUGACUUGAUGACUCAGGCUGGUGUAGAUGAACCCGAGAAAUAGCAUGGUCGCUAAGCAACAGGCUGCUUGCUUUUUUUCUUUCAUAUGUGGUCCAGAUUGUUUUUGUCUUAAGUUCAACAACUUCUUUUUGUCAGUGAAGCAGUGUAGUCAAAAUGUGCCAAAGUGUUGCAGUUAAUGUUUUCUUUUUUUAAUGUACACAAUUUUUUUUAUUUAAAAGACAAAUGCUCACUGUAGAUGUGCACUGUCACAAACAGUUGAAUGCCUUGGCAGAUUGUAGUAAGCGUUACAAUGUAGUUGGGUCAGUAUUUGUGGCCUGUCAAGCCCUGCAGUCAAGAUGGGACCAAGGUACCACAAGUGUAUUGGCCAGCUGCCUGUCUACAUUUGGCUCCCAGCCUCUUAAGUAAAAUGUCUCAAGCCAUGUACGCACAGCGCCAAUGGUUGUUGGCAAUUGCGAUUCCAGAGAGUGCUAGUGACGAGGUAUGCGCAUAAGGGUCAUUUUUAAUGAUAAAUUGGACAUACUGCUACCGACAAUUAGCAGACAGCGAUGCAUCCUCAAGCGCACAGAGAUGAAUUUUUUUAUGAUAGAGUGCGUGCCCAGUUUCACUCAAUGGUGCUAAAGAUUGUUGGUUGAUCAAAAUUCAUCAUUGAUGUUUAUUAUUACGUAUGUAUUAUUACAUAAUAUGUUUAUAAUACAUGGUGCAUCAUAAAUUCUGUUUCACGAAAAAGAAGUGGGUUACAUGGAAAGGUCAUGGCUACUUAACAUCAUCAAAGAAAACCACUUUUUAUAAAAAAUAUAUUGAUAGAAACUCUCCUGUCAAAGUAACAUGAUGACCUUUUUUAGAGUAAAUUUGGCACAUUAAAUUUCCUACCAGUAUGUUCAGUGAGUAUUGUUAAAACAUACUUCAAUAAAAUGUAUAGGUUCUUCAAUGUCUUUUAAAUUGAAUGGAAAGAUACUCAAUAAUGUUAAUACCAGUACCAUUAUUUUACAAGUCUGUAAUGCAUUUAUUCGAAAAUUUAUCAGAGGCAAUUUAAUGUGGAAUUAGUAUAUAAUAAUUUAAUAUUGUAUGUAAAUGAAAAAGAUACCGCAAUGGUAUAUAUGGUUUCUUUUUACUGACCAGAGUCACUGUUGGUUAGUGUUGGAAAACCAAAGAAAGCAUAGUUAUAUGUAUGUAUGUAUGUGUGUGUGUGUAUAUAUAUGUAUGUAUAUAUGUAUAGUACUGUAGCUACUGUAUGUCUAUGCUAAUGAAAUUAUGAGGUUACUGAUUCCUUCUUUCCGUGAUCCUUAGAUGUUAAAGGACGCUGUAUCAUGGUUAGCGCCAUACAAGACAGGUUAACAGUGCGACCCCACAGUGAUACUUCUCGGUCCAAAUUUAACUGUAGGAGCAUUAAUCAAGAGGUUGAAAAAGUCACUCAUUUUUGCAACAAUUUCAGUUACACUAUAAGCAAAAUUACAAUGGAACGUUACGCUAAACCCUGCCCCUUUUUUCCUAAGGUCCAACAACCAAACAUAGAGAAAUAUGACUCGGGUUGUGGUUUGGUCUCGCCUAUUGAAGAACAUGUUCUGAUUGUUCGGUUAUGUUACACUGACACACGGGACGUCCAUUGUUUUACUAGAACUUUUUGUUCUGGCUGUAAUCAUGUUGAGUAGUUGAUGAAGUAAUUAAAUGCACACAAUUAUUAUUUUGUAAUUGUAUAGUUCUUAUUUCCAAUUAUAAUGGAUACAGUCUAUGAACUGUUAUUGAGGAUGUAUAGUUACACAGUCAGGUUGUAUAAUGCAUUCAAAUCCAUUAAUUAUUUCCCAAACAGAUAAACCAGUGAUAUCGAACUUGAGGUGCGAGGUUCAAUCGGAGUUGUUCCUUUUUAAUCAAAACAACGUACCUUUUGUUUUCUUGUGUUUCCACAACUUAAAACUUUAAACCAUUUUAGUCGACACUUCCUCUAAAAAUAAUGGUACGGUCUGCUUAUUUAAAGAUCUGAGUUUUCUAGAUCUAUUCAACUCACAUAUCUGAGUUUUCUAGACACCCGUGUUUGCUUAGGUAUGCACCGACGAAAACAGCAAAAGCAUUUGUAACACAGUGCUGGAUUUCAAGGUUACAUAGGCCUAUGCAAAUACAUACUUUAUAACUUUCAUAAACAGUCAAUAAUAAUAAUAAUUAUUAUUAUUAUUAUUAUUAUUAUUGGAAAGACGUUUUUUUCGAAUAUUAAUAUAUAAUGGGAAAACAAAAAUAAAACAUUUGGAGUCAUAAACAGAUUGUGUAAUAAUAGAAAUAUAAAUAAAAAAAAUGUUUGUGUAGAUUUCACUUUUUACUGUUUUUGAUUCAUGUAUUAUCACCUGAAUAAAUAUAUUCUGCCAUUAACCGA
This is a messenger RNA of Anneissia japonica, 2640 nucleotides long. RefSeq names its product heat shock factor-binding protein 1-like. Gene Ontology annotation, cellular component: cytosol; nucleus. The record is from RefSeq and is a predicted model, not a curated record. Bases 94 to 321 code for a protein of 75 amino acids. Gene Ontology annotation, molecular function: transcription corepressor activity. Gene Ontology annotation, biological process: cellular heat acclimation. The transcript is spliced from 3 exons. NCBI's taxonomy places the organism in Eukaryota, Metazoa, Echinodermata, Crinoidea, Comatulida, Comatulidae.